Molecule: messenger RNA, 3339 nt
Organism: Elephantulus edwardii (Cape elephant shrew)
Lineage: Eukaryota; Metazoa; Chordata; Mammalia; Macroscelidea; Macroscelididae
Gene: CELF3
Product: CUGBP, Elav-like family member 3
Exons: 13
Coding region: 782-2179 (465 amino acids)
Biological process (GO): regulation of alternative mRNA splicing, via spliceosome; mRNA splice site recognition
Cellular component (GO): ribonucleoprotein complex; nucleus; cytoplasm
Molecular function (GO): mRNA binding
Source: RefSeq, a predicted model, not a curated record
UGGAGGGGGGAGGUUUUUGUUGAGGAGAGCGCGGCCAGAGAGCAGAGCUCCGGGACCCAGGUGACCGGGAAAGCAGGCAGCCUCAGCGCCGGGUGCAGCCAGCAGCAGCCCAGACCCGGGGUGGGGUGGGAGGGGGGCUAAGGGGAGGACCUGAAGGGGGGCGGCAGGGCUGAAGGGACCCCCGGAGCCCUGCCGCCAUCAGAGAUCAAGCAUCUGGCAUCAGGGAUCUUCGGACCCAGCAGAAGGAUCAGCCACAGGGGAGGUGUCUUCCAGGGGAAGCCAACGAGAGAUCCACCUGCCCCACAUCAGGAGUGGGCCCCUCACUGAAGCUGCUGGCAACUAUAUCAGGCCCAUAACCCCUCAGCCCCCAUCCCAACCGCCCUCCUCCGGCUCUUUUCCCGACCUCCAGCUCUCAUCUCAGCCCCCAGUUUCCAGUCUUGUACUCCUCAGCCCUUGCUACCAUCCUGACCCUCCAGAUCUUGGCCACAACUGACCCCCAUCCUGGGAUAUUUGCCAAAUCUCUGGGAGGGAGAUCUUGUUUGGGCUAUGCCCCCUGGUGGCAUGACAGCGUCUGCCUAGCCCCCUGACCCCUAGCCCUCAACUCCCUCGGCCUCCUUUGUGUGAAGAGCCGCCCCUCUGCUCAGCAGUGUGGUUGGGGGCCUACGGGAAAGCCAGCCCCGGCUGUGCCCCCGGCCCCCACCACUUCCCUCUUGAGAGGCAGCUCCCCCUGGCCUUUGGGCUUCUCCCCGCUCCCCUCGGCCCCUCCUCCUGGGCCGCCCCAAUGAAGGAGCCGGAUGCCAUCAAGCUAUUUGUGGGGCAGAUCCCGAGGCAUCUGGAGGAAAAGGACCUGAAGCCCAUCUUCGAACAGUUUGGUCGGAUCUUCGAGCUGACUGUCAUCAAGGACAAGUACACUGGGCUGCACAAGGGAUGUGCCUUCCUGACCUACUGUGCCCGCGAUUCAGCCCUGAAGGCCCAGAGUGCCCUGCACGAACAGAAGACACUGCCAGGGAUGAACAGGCCAAUCCAGGUCAAACCAGCCGACAGCGAGAACAGAGGAGAAGACCGGAAGCUCUUCGUGGGGAUGCUAGGGAAGCAGCAGACAGAUGAGGACGUGCGGAAGAUGUUUGAGCCUUUUGGGACCAUAGACGAGUGCACUGUGCUCCGAGGCCCAGAUGGCACCAGCAAAGGCUGUGCCUUUGUAAAGUUCCAGACCCAUGCUGAGGCCCAGGCGGCCAUCAACACCCUCCACAGUAGCCGGACCUUGCCGGGUGCCUCGUCCAGCCUGGUGGUGAAGUUUGCUGACACGGAGAAGGAGCGAGGCCUCCGCCGGAUGCAGCAGGUGGCCACGCAGUUGGGCAUGUUCAGCCCCAUCGCCCUCCAGUUUGGAGCCUACAGCGCCUACACCCAGGCUCUGAUGCAGCAGCAGGCAGCCCUGGUAGCGGCUCACAGUGCCUACCUCAGCCCCAUGGCCACCAUGGCUGCAGUGCAGAUGCAGCACAUGGCCGCCAUCAAUGCCAAUGGCCUCAUCGCCACCCCUAUCACUCCAUCCUCAGGAACCAGCACCCCUCCUGCCAUUGCUGCCACGCCCGUCUCUGCCAUCCCUGCUGCCCUGGGCGUCAAUGGCUACAGCCCGGUGCCCACCCAGCCUACUGGGCAGCCUGCCCCUGAUGCUCUGUAUCCCAACGGGGUACAUCCCUACCCAGCCCAGAGCCCCGCAGCCCCUGUGGACCCCCUGCAGCAGGCCUACGCAGGGAUGCAGCACUACACAGCAGCCUACCCAGCAGCCUACAGCCUGGUUGCGCCUGCAUUUCCGCAGCCUCCGGCCCUGGUCGCCCAGCAGCCCCCUCCACCCCCGCAGCAGCAGCAACAGCAGCAGCAGCAGCAACAGCAGCAGCAGCAACGAGAAGGCCCCGAUGGCUGCAACAUCUUUAUCUACCACCUGCCCCAGGAGUUCACGGACUCAGAGAUCCUCCAGAUGUUUGUCCCCUUUGGUCAUGUCAUCUCAGCCAAAGUCUUUGUUGACCGGGCCACCAAUCAGAGCAAAUGUUUUGGCUUUGUGAGUUUCGACAAUCCAGCCAGUGCCCAGGCUGCCAUCCAGGCCAUGAAUGGUUUCCAGAUCGGCAUGAAGCGUCUCAAAGUGCAGCUAAAGCGACCCAAGGAUGCCAACCGGCCCUACUGAGGGCCCCCAGGUCUGGAGAUACCAGAAGAAGGGGCACCACACCCCUUUUCCCACAACUGGCCCUCUGCACAUCUGCCCUGGGCCUUGAUUUGGCUCUGAGGCAAAGCUGCUUCCCGGCCCUGGGGGAACAGGACACCCAUCCACUCCCUCUCCUGAAGGGCCAUAGUAUGCUUCGAGGCUUCAAGGGCCCAUUUCCUCCAGGCACCUUUUUUGGCUUUUGUGAGGGAGCAAGGGAUAGGAGAGUAGGCUCUGGGGUAUCUGCCUUCUGCUGGGCUCCUGACGGGCCUUCGGCCCAGUUUUCGUACCACUUGCCUCCCCAUGGUGGGCCUGCUCCACCCAUGAGGGCAUCUGGGGCUCCCAUACUUCCCACCCCACAGCGCCCCAGACUCUUCCCCAUAUUAGGGGUUUUUCAGAAGCUGGAUCUCACACUCCCUCUACCCUCAACUAGAGGUAGGACAUCCCUGAACCCCGGGCUCCCAGCCCUAAAGCUCACUGCCUCCUCCAAAGGCACCCUUCUAAGGAGGGUGUGGGGAGCCCUGAGGGCUGCCUCUCUACCCAUCAGCCACAGAGACCCUCCUCCUCUCAUGAGGAAAGACCUCCCCCUGAACCCUAAAAAUGUUUACAGUCUCUGCUGGUCCCCUCCGUGUAAAUACCACUACCACCCGUGCGUUAUCCAGCCGGCCCGGCCCGGACGCUGCCAUCUCUCUUUCUGGGAGUUUAGACAAUGUUCCCCUUGGAUUUUUUUUUUCCUCUUGAUUUUGCCCUUUGGUUUUUUGGGAGUAACUGGGUAUUUGGGAUGAGGGAUGAGGGGAGGGCUGAAAGGGUUUAUUACUUGAUCAUUUUCUUUAGGAAAAGGUUCUAGGGAAAAGAAAAUGGGGUGGGGGUGGGGGUGGUAAAGGGAAGAUGGAGUGUCAGUUUCAGACAGUUCUCUAUGCUUAACUUAUUUAUUUAUUGCAUUUUACUUUUAAAGAGUUGGUCUUUUCUGUCUAAAUAAAGAAAAAUUUAAAAGCAUCAAGUAAGAGUUUUGGACAACCGAGCGUAGGCUGUGUGCCAUUUCCCUGAGGAGGGAGAGGGAGGUGAAGAGAGCAACAUUUUUAAGAGAAAACACUUAAUCAAUGAAGACCUGUUUUUGAGCACUACUCAGAUCUUGCUCACUUCAU